AUGCGAUGGCCGCCAUGGGGUUCCGAAUCGCAACAAGCCGACACCCCCAGCCCAAGUACUGAGCAACAAGCACAACAACCGCCAACAGCCCCCGCCGCGCGCCCAUCGCGCCCAAACAAAGACUGGAACCAGUCCGUCAACGCCUUCGACUGGGCCGCGUUCACGGAACUCCGCACCAUCAUCCCAACCGCCAUCCUCACCACCGCCAUCCUGGGCAUCGUCCACAUCCACCGCCGGUACCUGCGCCGCUUCCCGGACGCCGUGAGCAUCGCGCCGUCGUAUUUCCGCCAGCGCAGCAUCCUCGGCCAGGUCACCAGCGUCGGCGACGGCGACAACUUUCGCCUGUUCCAUACGCCCGGCGGCCGGCUGGCCGGGUGGGGCUGGCUGCCGUGGAAGAAGGUGCCGACGUCGAAGAAGGAGUUGAGGGAUAAAACCGUGCAUGUUCGGCUGGCGGGGAUCGACGCCCCGGAGCUGGCGCAUUUCGGGCGGCCGGCGCAGCCGUUCGCCCGCGAGGCGCACCAGUGGCUGACGGCGUAUCUGAUGACGCGCCGGGUGCGCGCGUAUGUCCAUCGCCAGGACCAGUACCAGCGGGUCGUGGCGUCGGUGUAUGUGCGCCGGGCGCUGGAUUUCCCGCCGUUCCGCCGGCGCGACGUGUCGUAUGAGAUGUUGCGGCGCGGGCUGGCGACGGUGUACGAGGCCAAGGCUGGGGCGGAGUUUGGGGGGCCCGGCAUGGAGCGCAAGUACCGGCGAGCGGAAUGGUGGGCGAAGUUCCGAGGGCUUGGGUUGUGGAAAGGGUUUCGGCGGAAUAAGGAGUGGGAGAGUCCUAGGGAGUUUAAGACUCGGAUGGGGUUGGAAGAUCAGACGCAGGGGAGGGAGAAUAAGAGUUAG
Aspergillus terreus NIH2624 is the source of this 888-nucleotide messenger RNA. RefSeq names its product thermonuclease family protein. The coding region runs from base 1 to 888 and encodes 295 amino acids. Gene Ontology annotation, cellular component: mitochondrion; cytoplasm. Lineage: Eukaryota; Fungi; Ascomycota; Eurotiomycetes; Eurotiales; Aspergillaceae. The record is from RefSeq and is a predicted model, not a curated record. The transcript has 2 exons.